This is a messenger RNA of Apis laboriosa (Himalayan honeybee), 1599 nucleotides long. RefSeq names its product 3-oxoacyl-[acyl-carrier-protein] synthase, mitochondrial. NCBI's taxonomy places the organism in Eukaryota, Metazoa, Arthropoda, Insecta, Hymenoptera, Apidae. The record is from RefSeq and is a predicted model, not a curated record. Gene Ontology annotation, biological process: fatty acid biosynthetic process. Gene Ontology annotation, molecular function: 3-oxoacyl-[acyl-carrier-protein] synthase activity. Bases 95 to 1417 code for a protein of 440 amino acids. The transcript is spliced from 3 exons.
CUUAAUAUAUAUCUAUUGAGUUUUUUUCAUAAAAGAAGUGAUGAUAUAAUAAGAUAUAACCUUAAUAUAUUUUAAAAUAUUUAUUACCGGUCAAAUGUUUAUCUCGUUUGUUAUUAUUAAUCGUACAUUAACAACCGCUGCAAGAUGCAAACGGCGAGUUGUAGUUACAGGAUUAGGAGUAGUAUCUCCUCUUGGAAUUGGUACACAGAAUGCUUGGCAAGCUCUCAUUACUUCUAAAUCAGGUAUCACUAAGUUGAUUAAUCCAGAGUAUGACAAAUUACCUUGCAAAGUCGGUGCAUUAAUACCCAAAGGAAAUAAUCCUAAUGAAUUAAAUAUCGAUUCAUAUUUUACAAAAAGUGAGUUACGUACAAUGUGUCCUGCUACUGCCUAUGCUUUAAUAGCUACUGAAGAAGCAUUAAAUAAUGCAAAUUGGAAACCAAAAGAUGAAACUGAUAAAAGAGAUACAGGAGUAGCAGUAGGAAUUGGAAUGAUAGAUUUAAUUGAUGUAUGUGCAACAUAUGAAGCUUUAAAAAAAGGAUAUAAUAAAGUUAGUCCUUAUUUUGUACCAAGAAUAUUACCAAAUAUGGCUGCAGGACAAAUUAGUAUUAAAUAUGGUUUUCGUGGUCCAAAUCAUUCUGUUUCAACAGCAUGUGCAACUGGAGCACAUGCAAUUGGUGAUGCAUUUCGUUUUAUUCGUGGUGGAGAAACUAGUGUAAUGAUAUGUGGUGGAGCAGAAGCAUGUAUUAGUCCUCUUGCUAUAGCUGCAUUUUGUAGACUUCGUGCAUUAAGUACUAAUAAAAAUGAUUUUCCAUAUGAAGCAUCACGACCGUUUGAUAAAGAUAGAGAUGGAUUUGUUAUGGGAGAAGGUGCUGCUAUAUUAGUAUUAGAAGAAUUAAAUCAUGCACUUGAAAGAAAAGCUAAUAUUUAUGCAGAAGUAUUAGGAUAUGGUUUAUCUGGUGAUGCAGCACAUUUAACUGCACCUAGUGAAGAUGGCACUGGUGCUAUAUUAGCUAUGGAUAGAGCAGUAAAAGAUGCUGGCAUAAAAACCAUAGAAAUUAGUUUUAUUAAUGCACAUGCAACUUCGACUCCUUUAGGUGAUAGCAUUGAAUUAAAAGCUAUAGAAUCAUUUAUGGGUCACCACAGUAAAAAUAUAACAGUUUCUAGUACAAAAGGUGCUCAUGGUCAUUUAUUAGGAGCAGCAGGAAACUUAGAAGCUGUUUUUACUAUUUUAGCAAUAAAAGAGGGUAUCAUUCCUCCAACAUUAAAUUUACAUAAAUUAGACACAAAAACAAGCUUAAGUUUUGCUCCUAAUGUAAAGAAAAAUUGGAAUACAGUUUCUAGACGUGUAGCUUUAAAAAAUGCUUUUGGCUUUGGAGGAACAAAUGCAUGCUUAUGCUUUGCCCAAUAUAAUGAAUAAACUGAUUACUAGAACUAGUUUGAAAAAAGCAUAAUAAUAUACAACAUAAUCCAAACUAGUCAUUCCUCAUAUACAUUAAUCAAUAUAUAUAUAAUAUCUAAAGAAAAUAUAUAUGCAUAAUUUUACUUUUUUAUAACAAAGUGCCAGUGCUUCUAUUAAAUGAUUUUCAUAUAGAGCUUAAA